AUGAACACCCAAAAAGCUAAUGAUGAGAGACGUUACCAUGCUCUCGAGUUCGGUUGUGGUUGGGGAGCUGGUUGCAUUGAGACUUGCAUCGUUUAUCCGGCAACGAAAGUCUCUUUUCGGCAACAAGUUCACGGGUACAAUGUGCUGGGAGCGAUUCGAGAGAUCCGUGCCGAGGGCAUUUCUUUGUUGUAUCGAGGUCUUCUCCCUCCACUCCUCAUGCGAACCACAUCAAGAGCUGUCAUGUUUGGACUUUACGACAAUUUCUUGACACACUUUGGAGGCGCAAAAUACACUAGAGGCUCUUCUUUGUUCACCGUUGAACGAGCGAAAGCUGCAUUUUUAGCUGGCGCUUGUGAGGCUUCAUUAGCUCCUCUAGAAAGAAUUCAAGUUCUUCUACAAGCCGACAAAUAUCAUAAAGAGUUUAAAAAUACUGGUGAUGCUGCUGCUAAAAUUUUCAAAUACUAUGGAAUCAGGGAAUAUUAUAGAGGGAUCUCAUUGGUGAUUGCAAGAAAUGGAUUAUCAAAUAUUCUUUAUUUCAAUCUACGAGAACCCUUUAAAAUGUUUAUUCUUGAUAAAAGCAAGAUUGAGGGUCACACAGCACUGCAUUUAAUCUCCGAUUUUCUUUCCGGUGCUCUUUUGGGAGCAACAAUUUCCACAAUUUUCUUCCCACUGAACGUUAUUAAGAACAAUGUUCAAAGUGAGAUGGGUCCCGGAGCUCAAUCUCCAAUCAAGGUAUUUCUGAGACUAUUGAGAGAACGUGGCCGGAUCACUGAGCUUUAUCGAGGUGUUCAUGUAAAUGCUUUCCGAUCUCUUUGUGGCUGGGGAAUCACCACUUCAGCCUAUGAAGCGCUCAUCAGACUUUUCACUUCAAAU
Mesorhabditis belari is the source of this 873-nucleotide messenger RNA. NCBI's taxonomy places the organism in Eukaryota, Metazoa, Nematoda, Chromadorea, Rhabditida, Rhabditidae. The record is from the annotation of a GenBank genome assembly.